AGUCUUCCCACAAAUUCCCUCAUUCAUUUUUUUGGUAUUGCAAAUAAUUGGAGAAAUGGCAUUUAAUCUCUCCUUACUCUUAGUCUUCUCUCUCUUUGUUCCUACUUUCAUCAACGCCUCCCAUGUCCAAGAUCCCGAGCUAAUAGCACUUGAAGUACAAGAGAAAAUCAUUAAUGCCACUACAAGGAGGAAUUUGGGGUACCUCUCAUGUGGGACCGGAAACCCGAUCGACGACUGUUGGCGGUGCGACCACAAGUGGGCCCAAAACCGCCAACGACUAGCCGAUUGCUCCAUUGGGUUCGGCAAGGGUGCAAUCGGGGGUAAAAACGGAAAAAUGUACGUGGUCACGGACAAGAGAGACGACCCGUUGAACCCGAGACCGGGAACCCUAAGGUGGGGUGUGAUCCAAGACAAACCAUUGUGGAUCAUAUUUGACCGGGACAUGGUGAUCAAACUCAAGGAAGAGUUGAUGGUUAACUCUUUUAAGACAAUUGACGGUAGAGGGGCUAACGUCCACAUUGCGGGUGGGCCAUGCAUAACCAUACAAUACGUAACAAACGUUAUAAUACAUGGUUUGAACAUACAUGAUUGUAAACGUGGGGGUAACGCUAUGGUACGUGACUCCCCGUCACACUACGGGUGGCGGACGAUAUCGGACGGUGAUGGGAUCUCGAUCUUCGGCGGGAGUCAUAUUUGGGUUGACCAUUGUUCACUCUCGAGUUGCACCGAUGGUCUAAUUGACGCGAUCCAUGGGUCGACCGCUAUAACCAUUUCUAACAAUUAUAUGACCCAUCAUAACAAGGUUAUGUUGUUAGGUCAUAGUGAUUCACUCACUAGAGAUAAGAAUAUGCAAGUUACUAUUGCUUUCAACCAUUUUGGUGAAGGUUUAGUCCAGAGAAUGCCAAGGUGUAGACAUGGAUAUUUUCAUGUGGUGAAUAAUGACUAUACUCAUUGGGAAAUGUAUGCAAUUGGAGGAAGUGCAGCACCUACAAUAAAUUGCCAAGGCAACAGAUUUCUUGCUCCUAAUGACCCUGAUAACAAGGAGGUGACAAAAAGAGAGGAAUGGCCUCAAAGUGUAUGGAAGAAAUGGAAUUGGAGAUCACAAGGUGAUCUAAUGUUGAACGGAGCCUUCUUCACGGCGUCGGGAGCAGGGGCUUCAUCGAGCUACGCCAGAGCGUACAGUUUAAGCGCGAAACCUUCGUCUUUCGUAAGCUCUAUCACCAUGUCAGCUGGUGCACUUAACUGCAAGAAAGGCUCUCAUUGUUAGAUCAAGUCUUACUUACUAUUCAACUAAGCUCCCAAAAUUGUAUUUACCUAAGAGGGAAAAGGGUGAAAAUUAUUGAUAUUACCGUGUUUUCGAGUUUAGAUUUAUUAUACUAAUUAACACAACUUCAGCCUGCUUCUAAGUUCUAUAGAAAUCUUAGGAGCAAGAGCAGAUGUGUUGUUAAAUGUCCAUUCAUGAUUAUAACUAAAGAGUGCAAAUUUUCUUAAUUUCCAAAAGAGCAAA
Molecule: messenger RNA, 1507 nt
Organism: Spinacia oleracea (spinach)
Lineage: Eukaryota; Viridiplantae; Streptophyta; Magnoliopsida; Caryophyllales; Amaranthaceae
Product: probable pectate lyase 5
Exons: 4
Coding region: 56-1267 (403 amino acids)
Molecular function (GO): pectate lyase activity
Source: RefSeq, a predicted model, not a curated record